Penicillium pulvis is the source of this 1791-nucleotide messenger RNA. Its product is annotated as putative transcription regulator (RTG2). The transcript has 2 exons. Lineage: Eukaryota; Fungi; Ascomycota; Eurotiomycetes; Eurotiales; Aspergillaceae. The record is from RefSeq and is a predicted model, not a curated record. The coding region runs from base 1 to 1791 and encodes 596 amino acids. Gene Ontology annotation, biological process: regulation of transcription by RNA polymerase II.
AUGGGCGGUGGAAACGAAACACCGAGCCAUCACAGCUUGAAAAUGACGGAAACCUCGGGCCCUAGCCCGAAUGCUCGUUUGCAUGCCGUAGUGGACCUGGGAAGCAAUGGCAUUCGAUGUUCAAUUUCGGAUCUUUCAACCCCAACUACCCGAGUCAUCCCUACCGUUCAUUUCCAUCGUGUCAAUGUCUCCCUGUACGAGGCGCAAAUCGACCCUGACACGGGCAACCGCAUCCCAAUCCCCCAGCCAGUCAUCGACCGGGUCGUGAGCGCCAUUGUACGAUUUCAGAUCAUUUGUGUGGAAACCGGCGUUCCAGCUACUAAUAUCCGGCUGAUUGCCACUGAGGCCACUCGAACGGCAAUCAACUCUGCGGUUUUUACCGAUGCGAUACGCAAAAAGACUGGCAUCACCGUGGAGAUGCUUCCGAAGGAGGAGGAAGGCAUUGUUGGAGCAUGGGGCAUCGCAAGCAGCUUUUCUGACGUGGAAGGUCUGGCCUUGGAUCUAGGAGGAGGCAGUAUGCAAAUGACAUGGAUCAUUUCCCACGCCGGCAAUGUCCGCAUCAGCCCGCGCGGCUCGGUUAGCUUUCCUUACGGAGCGGCCGCAUUGACGCAGAAAUUGGCCGACCUGAAGCGAGGCAAAAGUAAAGACGAUGCUGAAAAGUCAAAAGAAAUUUUCCGCCAUGAGAUGGCUGCCAACUUUCGGGCAGCAUUUGACAGUCUCGAAAUUCCCGAGAGUCUGAUCGAAAAGGCCCGGUCACAGGGUGGCUUCCCGCUAUAUCUGUCCGGCGGAGGCUUCCGUGGAUGGGGCUAUCUGCUACUGUAUCUGCAUCAAACCCGGGGCCAGAGCUAUCCCAUCUCAAUCAUCAACGGGUAUUCAGCGCUCAAGGAAGAUUUUGAAAACACCAAGGCCCUAGAGGAAGUGGCCCGCACCGCCCACGAGAUUUUCCGAGUGUCCGACCGGCGCCGCAAACAAGUCCCAUCGGUCGCAUUUCUAGUGAAUGUGUUGGCCGAAUCCUUGCCACAUGGGAUCAAGGAAGCACAUUUCUGCCAAGGAGGUGUUCGGGAGGGAGUACUCUUUCGAGAUAUGCUCCCGGUGGUCCGUCAACAAGAUCCGCUUGAGGUCGCAACGGCCCGUUAUGCGACUUCAUCCGCCCAGUCCAUCGCAGCUUUGAUGCUGGCCGCCCUUCCCCGUCCAAUGGAAGGCCGUUCGGUUCCACCUUCCAUUACCACGCAUUUGGUUCAAGCUUUUGCCAAUGCUCUCUACGUGCAUGCGACCAUGCCCAAGGAGCUAUCUUCCAGCGCUGCCAUGUAUAGCACAAGCACUGGAAUACUUGCAUCCACUCAUGGAAUCCCGCAUUCCCAUCGCGCUCUUCUGGCAUUAAUGCUUCAGGAACGCUAUGGAGGGGAAUUACCACCCCGUGAUGUGGAAUUGAAAUCUCAUCUGCAGGGAAUUCUGACCCCGGAGGAGGUCUGGUGGACACGCUAUCUGGGUAAACUGGGACUCGUUCUCGGUGAGUUGUAUCCUACUGGCUCCAUUGGCUCUUCCAAGCCGCGUAUUGUUCCAUCCGCCAAAUGGGCAGAUGGCCUUGGCAAAAAGGGGAAGAAACAUGGAUUGGAGUUGAAGAUUGCCAUUCAGAAGGCCGCAUAUGACCCCACUCAUCUCAAAGAGGAACUUACCCACGAUGUCCAGAAGAUUGUGAAAGUGGGGAAGCGCAAGCAUUGGAUUGGAGGUAGAGAUGGCUGGGGUAUCAAAGUGGUGGUUUCAGUUAGAGAAGAGGAUUUGCUACAGUGA